This is a messenger RNA of Danio aesculapii, 1337 nucleotides long. RefSeq names its product B-cell receptor CD22-like. The record is from RefSeq and is a predicted model, not a curated record. The transcript is spliced from 7 exons. The coding region runs from base 162 to 1337 and encodes 391 amino acids. Lineage: Eukaryota; Metazoa; Chordata; Actinopteri; Cypriniformes; Danionidae.
ACACUGUAGGAGUUACUCUGAUUUAUUUGUGAAAAUAGCCGGAGUAAUACUGUUGAGGAUACCAAAGAGAAAUAUUCACAAACCGUGAUGAAAAGGUGGUGAUUAAAGGAGAAUAUUAAGGUGUUUUUCUGCUAACGUGUGUGUGUUGUGAUCUUGUAGUGAUGUCAGUGAGAAUGGCUGCUCCUCUUACUCUGGUGCUUCUGCUCUUGAUACACAGAGUUGAUGGCGCUUUUGGUUUUAGUGUGAGUUACGGCUCUCCACACAUCUGUGCACUAAGGGACUCAACAGUGACAAUGAGUUGCACUUACAGAUAUCCUGCCUUACAUUUUGUCUCAAGAGCUUUUUGGACUAAAACACAUAUUCACGGGAUGUUUAGGGAGUAUCCAGAUCUGUCUGAGGACCCUGAAUACAGUCAGAGGGUUCAGUAUCUUGGAGAUAAACAGAAUAAUUGCAAUCUCAGACUGAGUCAUGUGACAAAGGAAGAUGAACAUGAGUAUUAUUUCACAUUCACCACAAAUAUAGCUGAAUGGAUUGGCAUUCCAGGAGUGAAUCUCUCUGUCACAGAUCUUCAGGUGGAGUCUCCUGUGAGUGUGACAGAGGGAGAUUCAGUCCGUCUGACAUGUAAAAGCAGCUGUAAACUGACUGAAACACCAAGAUUCUUCUGGUACAGAAACUCACAGACAUUGACUGAAGGGAGUUUUCAAAAUGAUCUUGUCUACAGUUCAAUCAGUAGAGGACAUGCAGGACACUAUAGCUGUGGUGUGCAGGGACACAAUUACAUCUCUCCUGCUGUUUAUCUUGAUGUCAGAUAUGCUCCAGGGAUCCCUGUAAUCUAUAUUAGUGGAUCUGCUGUAAUAGUGGAGGGAGAUUCAGUGAGUCUGAUCUGCAGCAGUGACUCAAACCCUUCUGCUGAAAUCAACUGGUAUAAAGAUCCACCCAAGAGUGUCUCAGUGUCCAUCAGUGGAUCUGCUGUAAUAAUGUCUGGAGAUUCAGUGACUCUGAACUGCAGCAGUGACUCAAAUCCUCCUGCUGAAAUCAGCUGGUUUAAAGGAAAAGAACUUGUAAAAUCCGGAAGAAUCUUCAACAUCUCCAAGAUCAGCUCUGAUGACAGUGGAGAAUACAAGUGUAGAGCCAGAAAUGACCAUGGAGUGAAAUACUCUGAUCCUGUGACUUUAGAUGUCAAGCUUCAUCAAAGUACUAAUACAAGUGUGAUCACAGCAACAUUUGGAGGAUUAUUCAUCAUCAUCAUUAUCAUUAUCAUCAUCAUCAUACUAUUUAUAAUCCGAAGGAAAAGAACGAACAGAAGAUCAUCUCCAAACAAUUAUGAGGUGACAUGA